UGGCGUACUAGCUUGACUCGGACGGUGAUGAACGUGAUGAACCGUGUGUCUCCUUCACGGUGAUAAAAAGAUGGAUUCGUCAGAAAACCCGUCGGGUCAUGUAGCCGACGUGGAGCAGGAAUCUUCGCCGAGCUCCGUGGAUGUGGACACGGCAGUGUUCCUGCUGGGAGCCGGGGUGACCGCCAUCACUCACCCGCUGCUCUACGUCAAGCUGCUAAUACAGGUGGGUCAUGAACCGCUUCCUCCCACUGUGGGUACGACCAUGUUUGGGCGGAGGGUCCUGUACCUGCCCGGCUUCUUCUCCUAUGCACAGCACAUCAUCAAGGUGGACGGAAAGAGAGGACUCUUCCGCGGCCUUUCACCUCGUAUCAUCUCCAGCGCCAUCUCCACCCAGGUCAGGAGUAACGUUAAACAGCAGGUGGAGCGUCUGUCAAAGAAAGACGAAGUCCAGAAUUCACUCAGGAAGGUUUUCCAAGAGACCUCACAGGAGAUGAUCAUCCAGUGCCUGUCCAGACUAGCGACUCAUCCUUUUCAUGUCAUGUCGGUCAGGUGUAUGGCUCAGUUUGUCGGCAGAGAAGUCAAGUACGGAGGGAUGUUCAGCUGUGUUGUGAAGAUUUUAAAAGAAGAAGGAGUGGCUGGAUUCUACGUAGGGAUUGUUCCUCACAUGUUAGGAGAAGUCCUCUUCCUGUGGUGCUGUAACCUCCUCGCUCACUUCAUCAACACCUACGCUGUGGAUGAAAGUUUCAGUCAGGCGUCUGCAGUGAGGAGCUACACCAAGUUUGUGAUGGGAAUCGCCGUGAGCGUUCUGACGUAUCCGUUCAUGCUGGUGGCUGAUCUCAUGGCUGUAAACAACUUUUGGCUGCAGGCCUUCCUCCUCACUCUCCGAUCUUCCAGUCCUGGUUUGACUGCUGGAAUCACCUCAACCAAAAGGGUCACCUCUUCAGAGGAUCCAGCUUCUUUUUCCGCCGUGUUCCUGUGAGCUCUUUGCCACCCAUCGAGGAUUGAAAUCAUCUUCAUCAUCACCGUGUCGGGACGUUCUUCCUCCUCCUGCUCAGAAACUUUCUCCAAAGACUCGUCCUGCAGGCGCUGCAGCUCACGAGGUGCCAACAGAGUUUUCAGUUCAGGAGUUUAAGUUCAGUUCAGCCAUGAAGGACGGGGACAGGUCUCUAAAAUACUGGAUGGAUUUAUUCAGCAUCAGUUCAGAAACAGUGUUGACCACACGCUGUGAGGCUCCUGAGGCUCAUGGGUAAUAAAGUGAUUAAUUCCAGGAACAUUUAAAACUAAAAGUCAUCUUUAAGUCUUAUUUAUCAUCUUUUUGUGUGGGAAUACUUGGAGUUAACCAAAGUCCUGUGUCUAAACUCUGUUUUAAUUUCUGGUGUGACAUCUGCUCUAAACCUGUAAGUCAAGUUCAAUCUCAUCAAUCAUCCUCUGGAAUUCCAGAAAAAUUCAUGCUUUUUAUCAGAGAGUCUACAGGUUGGUAGUUAAUCACUUCCAGGCAAGACUUCCUUUUCCAUUCUGCAGCUUAAAUAUUGUUUUCCCUUUAACAUGCUGGAGUAGAGGCGUUCAGCUCUCAGUCUCAGAUCAUUUAUUAGAUUUAUUUAGAUUUUUUAUUCUGCACUUUUUAAAUUUCUAUUUUCUUCAUUUUUAAAUCCUGAUUUUCUGAAUAUGAUUUUUUUUUAUCAGUUCGUGGUGUGUUUAAGUGUCUCCCCAGAGAGUGGGUUAAAGCCAUACAGGAAUGUUUGAGUUGUUGAUGGUGUAUCUGUCAUGUGACCCGACGGCCUUUUAAUCAGUGUUUGAUUUAAGUAUGAUGUCUGUUUGUUUUUAUUAUUUAUCGGUCAUAGUUUUUUCUUUUAUUCAGAGGACAAUAAAACAUUUUUGGUUUCUGAGCUCAGUGUCAGCCGUGUCUUUAUGGUUUGAAACGGUCACUCUGUUCAUGUUUAAUAAGAGUAAAUAGCCAAGUCCUGAUUGUUCAAAGUUUUAAUCUGAAUUUUUACUCCCAAGGAUCAAAUAAACUUUAUCUUACAGCUGAUCCCUCAUAUUAGACAUUAUUCUAACCUUUCCCUCCAUUAAAAAAAAUACUGGAUCAUUUUGGUCCUAAUAUAGACCGGAUCAGACAACCAAGUCUUAUUUCCAGAGCUCUGACAUGUUA
This is a messenger RNA of Cheilinus undulatus (humphead wrasse), 2149 nucleotides long. RefSeq names its product mitochondrial carrier homolog 1-like. Lineage: Eukaryota; Metazoa; Chordata; Actinopteri; Labriformes; Labridae. The transcript is spliced from 12 exons. The coding region runs from base 71 to 979 and encodes 302 amino acids. Gene Ontology annotation, biological process: positive regulation of apoptotic process. Gene Ontology annotation, cellular component: mitochondrion; membrane. The record is from RefSeq and is a predicted model, not a curated record.